Molecule: messenger RNA, 1839 nt
Organism: Drosophila navojoa
Lineage: Eukaryota; Metazoa; Arthropoda; Insecta; Diptera; Drosophilidae
Product: isochorismatase domain-containing protein 1
Source: RefSeq, a predicted model, not a curated record
UUCAAAAUUUUAUUAAUCAAUUUUUGAAGAAAUAUGGUCAACCGCAUGAGGCAAUCACUUUACCGCCUGAAAUCAAACAAGACGUUGUUCAUGAUGUGCGACAUACAGGAAAAAUUCAAACCCGCUAUUCCCUUGAUCGAGGCGGUAAUAGAAAAUUCAAAGAAAUUGAUAGAAGCUGGUAAGGUGUUGAAUGUUCCAUUAGUGGUUACAGAGCAAUAUCCCGAGAGACUAGGCAGCACAGUUAGCGAACUGGAUGUGAAGCAUGCCUGUGCGGUUGUGCCAAAGACAAAAUUCAGCAUGAUUGUGCCGGAAGUUGAAAAUAUGAUGAAGAAUCUUUUUAGCGAUAAGCCCAAGACCGCGGUGCUGUUUGGCAUUGAGACGCAUGUGUGCGUAGAGCAAACGGCCUUUGACCUCAUCAAUAAUGGAAUAGAUGUGUGGCUGGUCGCUGACUGCUGUGCAUCGCGUCUCAAUCAGGAUCGCGACUUGGCACUAGAACGACUACGUCAAAUUGGUUGCAUAAUAUCCAGCACAGAGAGCGUGAUAUUCAAUCUGCUGUCCGAUAAGAACCACAAGUCCUUCAAGGAGAUAGCUUCGCUCGUGAAGAGAGUGGCAGCCGACUUGAAGCUUGGGCUACCCACAGCGAGUGCCAAGGACAAGAAAUGAUAUUUGCAGGCGGCGGCUUUGAUGUCUAUUCAUUUACCAUUAAGGUAGUAUUUUUGUGUAGCUCAUAGAAAUUAUGAAAGAAUUGAGCAGAGAUAGGGCCUGCCUGUCCUCCGGCCAGCAUCGUCAUCUCAUAAACAUUUUGCCCAGCGGACAGCUGAAUGGAGCGUUACCUCAGCGGCGCCUUAUAAGCCAGCCAGCCAGCCAACAGCAGCAACAGCAGUAGCAGCAGCAGUAGCCUGCAUUGACGCCAAGCCUCCUUGCUGCCAAUUUAUGCGAAGACUUUCGAGCGCCCCUUGUACGACUGUUCCACGGCAGUUAAAUUUCAUGAUGCAAUCGCAACAAUCUCCGCAUGUUGCUUGCCUACGCGCCUGCGGCAACCGCUAGGUGAUGGUGACAAUGUAGCAGGCGUCUGAUUGACUCAUAACAGGCCAAGAUCACAAUCUCAUCUGCAUGCCAGGCAGCCAGAUAGCUGGCUAGCUGGAUACUUGGCUAGCCCCCUCCGGCUGCUGCUUGGCAAUUUAUUUGCCUAAGCCCUGCCAGCUGAGUGCCAGCUCGAUGGGAUCGCAAGUGAAACUGAUGGCUACGGCCUGAUGGCACGCGAUAUGCAAACAGCAUGCCCAAAGAUCUGGCCAAUUAUGCACCAGCUCGCUUAUCUAAUCCCCACAAAAUAUUAAGCUGCAGCUCAGCCAGCGGCGCGACGUGUGAGCAGCUGCAAGAACGCCAAGCGACAGUGCAACGGUAACAUGCGUAAAAGUUUGCCAGCUCCAGCUCCAGCUCCAGCUGCUAGCCAGCUGACUGCAGGCUGCAGCCUGUUGCCAAUCGCUGACGCAGCCAGCGGCCAUAAAUUUCCGGGCCGAGGUGCGGCAGACCGGUUCGCAAGCGUGGCAUAUUAAUAAAUUUUGGCUGAGCAAAACGAUAAAAAUGAUAAAUCUGUGAAAUUGCCAAACCGUGUGCAAAUGAACAGGCGAUCAGGCAAGCCUCAGCUCUGCAGCUCAUCGCAACUCGACGGCCUGGGAUUUAUGUGUCUGCUGGCCGGCAAGUGGCAAGUGGCAACAUCAACUGCAACUGCAACUGCAACUGGAACUGAGCUAGAGCGAACUGUAGACAAAUUUCAAGCCAAGCUCACCGAGGUAUUUAUACGCUUCAUUCAAUUUAUGAAUACUUAUAGAUUUAACA